AUACUUCCUGUAGCACUUCCGCCAUAUUUCACUGUUUACGUUCGCUACGACAUGGAGGCAACGCCAGCAAGCCUUCAUUCACCAAUCAGAUGAUGUUUUUCUGCUGAUAUGUCAGCCGGUAGUUUUAGCACCUCUCAUUGCCUCGUUGGUUUAACCUAUUGAAUUGCUGCUGAUGUGAAUUUAAGAACAAAUCGAGGGAAAUGAGUCAAACACAGCCAGACCGGACGCAGUUUCGGGUUCAACCUGCUGACAGUGAUGACCAGUCUGAAGCUGAAGGAGAUCAAAUGCCCCUCGGCUGGACUCGAGAGGUGAAGCAGAGGAAAUCAGGCAAAACUGCAGGCAAACUGGAUGUCUACAUCAUAAGUCCUAAUGGGAGAAAGUUCAGAUCAAGAGCGUCGCUCCAAGCAUUUCUCUCAAAGCAAGAUGAUGGAAGUAUCAACAUUGACCUCUUCAAAUUCACCACUCCAAAGCAGAGGCCAUCAGUGGAGUUACCGUCAUCCCAAAAGAAACAGAGGCGGAAGAAUCAACGACUAGUCAAGGAACAUUGUGCAGGCGCCCUACAUCCAGCUGACAUCACAUGCUCGAAUGACAGUGACUGUCCUGGUGACAUGAAGUCUUCAACUGUGUUGGACAUGAGCCAUGACCUUCAAACACGUGGUGCUCAAAACCUGCUCAUGACAACAGAGGACAAUCGCAAAACGCAAAGGAGCCCUCAGAGAGUGGGGCUGCUGAAAGAGAAACUUCUGAGACUUGCUGAUUCUGUAGCCCAACCGGAGAGCUUGGGUAAAGAAACACAGCCAUGUGAUGUCGUGGCUUUGGAGAGUGAGUGCGAAGAAGGUGAGAUCCAGAUUCACACUCCAGGUAACAACAAUUCUGAUCCGGCGGUUGGGGCUGACAGCCGUCACGAUCUGGAAGAGGAGGCAGCAUUACCUGACAUCACUGGGGGAAGCGGUACACUGGAGAGGAGCAGCCAGAAUAAGUCCAAAGGCUUCAAUGACAAGCGAAAAACAAGUCCAUAUUUCUGCAGAAAGGCUCACCAAGAUGCUCUUAGCCCGCCGAGAAGGAAGGUCUUUAAGAAGUGGACCCCACCGCGCUCACCUUUCAACCUGGUUCAGGAAACCCUGUUCCAUGACCCAUGGAAGCUUCUGGUGGCGACUAUAUUUCUGAACAAGACCAGUGGAAAGAUGGCCAUCCCGGUUCUUUGGCAGUUUUUUCACAGGUACCCGUCUGCAGAGGCGGCCCGACAGGCGGACUGGAAGCCCAUGUCUGAACUCAUGAAGCCUCUUGGCCUUUAUGAGCUCAGAGCCAAAACCAUCAUCAAGUUCUCUGAUGAAUACCUGACUAAACAGUGGCGUUACCCAGUCGAGCUGCACGGGAUCGGGAAGUAUGGUAAUGACUCAUACCGAAUCUUCUGUGUGGAAGAAUGGCGAGAGGUGACACCAGAGGAUCACAAGCUGAACAAAUAUCACGCCUGGCUUUGGGAGAACCAUGAGACACUUGGAAUCUGACGCUGUUGCCGAAGAAACCAAUGCCACAGUCGUUUAUCAACAUUGCAUUAUGAUGGAAUUUAAUAUACUGUUUUAAAAUACUGUGGACGCAUUGGAACCAUAACACUGUCAUGUAUGGUUGUUUUACUGUUUAUGUAA
Synchiropus splendidus (mandarinfish) is the source of this 1646-nucleotide messenger RNA. RefSeq names its product methyl-CpG binding domain protein 4 (gene mbd4). The record is from RefSeq and is a predicted model, not a curated record. The transcript is spliced from 7 exons. Bases 201 to 1508 code for a protein of 435 amino acids. Lineage: Eukaryota; Metazoa; Chordata; Actinopteri; Syngnathiformes; Callionymidae. Gene Ontology annotation, molecular function: DNA binding; pyrimidine-specific mismatch base pair DNA N-glycosylase activity. Gene Ontology annotation, biological process: base-excision repair. Gene Ontology annotation, cellular component: nucleus.